GAACCCAACAAUGCAUAGGAGGCUGAACCGAAGCAACAAAAGGAGGAAGUCACCUUUGUAAGUAGAGGGCACACCUGUGAUACUACCUGACAGUCAAAGAGAGCACAGAGGCGUUGCUGUGCUUUAAGGAUUAUGGCAAGGACUACGGCUAACGGCAAUUUAAAACUAUACUUGAACAAGAACGGACUGAAAUGCGAAGAUAUCAAGAGAAACGGCUACCACAACAGGAGAGAGAAAAAUGGCCCAGGGAUUGGUGUCGCCUCCAGUCAGCCCAGGCAGGAGUCUUUUGAACAGGCCCCGAUGUACGUGGCUGUCAUGACAUACCUGGGCUUUGGCAUUGUCACUCUGUUUGGUUACCUUAGAGAUUUCCUCAGAGCUGUGGGCUUAGAGAAGUGCCACCUUGCCCAAGAAAGAGAAGAACAGAAGGAUUUCGUACCGCUUUAUCAAGAUUUUGAGAACUUUUACACUCGAAACCUGUACAUGAGGGUGCGAGACAACUGGAACCGUCCCAUAUGCAGCUUGCCUGGACCUGUCUUUGACCUGAUGGAGAGGGUGUCUGAUGACUACAACUGGACAUUCAGGUUAACCGGGGGGACAAUACACAAUGUCAUCAACAUGGGCUCCUAUAACUACCUCGGUUUUGCUGAGAACAACGCUGAUUUCCUGAAAACUGUGGCAGAGAAAACGCGCCAGUAUGGGGUUGGGGUUGGCAGCACACGGCAGGAAAUGGGUAACCUGGGCAUCCAUGAAGAGCUGGAGCAACUGGUGGCCAAUUUCCUCCAAGUAGAGUCCGCCAUGACCUUUGGAAUGGGUUUCGCCACCAACUCGAUGAACAUUCCAGCACUUGUUGGCAAGGGUUGUUUGAUACUGAGUGAUGAGCUCAAUCACACAUCUCUCAUCUUAGGGGCCAGACUGUCAGGGGCUGUAAUCCGGGUGUUCAAUCACAACAGUUGCCACAGUCUGGAAAAGAUGCUAAGAGAGGCAGUUUCCUCAGGGCACACGACCCACAGGCCCUGGAAGAAGAUCCUCAUCAUGGUGGAAGGCAUCUAUAGCAUGGAGGGCUCGGUAGUGCGACUUCCUGAGAUCAUUGCUCUGAAGAAGAAGUAUAAAGCGUAUCUGUACCUGGACGAGGCCCACAGUAUCGGAGCAGUAGGACCUACUGGGAGGGGUGUGACCGAGCUGUAUAAUGUGAACCCAUCCGAUGUGGAUGUGAUGAUGGGCACCUUCACCAAGAGCUUUGGAGCUGCUGGAGGCUAUAUCGCAGGGAAAAAGGAGCUGGUGGACUACCUGCGCAGUCAUUCCCACAGUGCGGUAUACGCCACGGCCAUGUCCCCUCCUGUCACUGAGCAGAUCAUACGUGCCAUGAAGUGCAUCAUGGGAAAAGACAAGAGCACAGAGGGCAUUAGACGGAUCCAGAAACUGGCAGAGAACACCAGAUACUUCAGGGCCAGACUGAAAGAGAUGGGCUUCAUCAUCUACGGGAACGAUGACUCACCUGUGGUUCCAAUCCUGCUCUACAUGCCAGGCAAAGUGGUGGCUUUCGCUCGAGAAAUGCUGGAGAGGAAAAUCGGUGUAGUGGUAGUCGGCUUUCCAGCAACGCCGAUUACAGAGGCCCGAGCUCGCUUCUGUCUGUCUGCAGCACACACCAGAGCCAUGCUAAAUCAGGUGCUGCACCAUAUGAACGAGGUGGGAGACCAUCUCUGUCUGAAGUUCUCACGACUGAAAUAUUCCUCUUGUCCAAACCUCCAUGAUGACACAGACUUUGAGCUGCCCAGUUAAUAGGACCCUUGACACCUUCAUCUCACAGUGUCAAAAUUAAGUCUGGUGUCCAUGCCACAGCAGACACAAACACACAACUUAAAGCAAGAAGAGGGGCCAAAUGUUUAGCAGCUGCAUUUUAUACGUUUGUAAAACAUUAUGAUUACUUGUACAUCUUAACGAGACUCUACAUGAACUAUUUAAAAUGCUUUACUUCUGAAUACAUUUAUAUGCGAAUACACAUUAAAUUAUUGCACAA
Etheostoma spectabile (orangethroat darter) is the source of this 2017-nucleotide messenger RNA. It is a transcript of the gene sptlc3, whose product is annotated as serine palmitoyltransferase, long chain base subunit 3. NCBI's taxonomy places the organism in Eukaryota, Metazoa, Chordata, Actinopteri, Perciformes, Percidae. Gene Ontology annotation, molecular function: pyridoxal phosphate binding; serine C-palmitoyltransferase activity. Gene Ontology annotation, cellular component: serine palmitoyltransferase complex. Gene Ontology annotation, biological process: ceramide biosynthetic process; sphingosine biosynthetic process. The record is from RefSeq and is a predicted model, not a curated record.